Molecule: messenger RNA, 7534 nt
Organism: Paramisgurnus dabryanus
Lineage: Eukaryota; Metazoa; Chordata; Actinopteri; Cypriniformes; Cobitidae
Source: RefSeq, a predicted model, not a curated record
AGAGAGAGAGAGAGAGAGAGAGAGAGAGAGACUGGCUUGCCCUUCAUCUGUCUGCUCAAGGCGGAGCUGAAGUUACCGAGAGCGGCGGCGGGAGCUCGACACAAUCCGCGAGGCAAUAAUCAUUCACACCGGGAGAAACGCGCUCAUUUACCUCAUCAGAUCCCGUCCAGCGAUUACUUUACACAUCGUUACCGAACGACUCCACUGCGACGUUUUCAUACAGGCCUCUGUCUCUCUCUGGAUCAGACUCAAUGUCGCUCCCGUACGGCCGCUUGAACCGACCGAUGGGCUCGUCGCCUCCCGCCGCAGAUCCACUUUAUUUCAACGACACCAUUUCAGUUGUUAUGGAGUUAUAGAAAGAAUCAGCCGAAGCCGGGAAAUGUUGGAGAUGUCGUUAGCUCGUGAAGCUAAGCAUCGACUGAAGCGGACUGACAAGAGCAGAACUGACCCAUAUUGAGAGACUGCACGUCCAUCUGUACCAGAACCAAAUAGAUAUCUGAUAAUUCUGUUUUUAUAAACGCAGAUAAUAACUAAUACGUGAUCGUCGCGGGCAUUUUGAAAUCUUCAUAGUCUGAAGUAUUGCAAAGAAGAAAUGCGAGACAGCGGAUCGCAUACAGUAACGCACGAAGUGUAAUUGCUUAAACUCCGAUUCGACACUGAGAAAUUGGAUUUUGACCAGAAUAUAAAUAAAAACAACUGAUCCUAAAAGGAUGCAUUGCCUUCAAACAUACAUCAGCGCGUCUCAUUUCGGACUAAUCCCAUCGAGUACAUGAGCUUGAACUUCAGUUGAAACGGGAGUCUACGAGGAAAUUCUGCGGGAAGUUUUUUGGACUCGUUUGGAGCUGAACUCAUCCAGAACCGGGAUCAGGAUGAAAGUACUGGUGCUGAACCGAGUCUCAAUCCUCUCACUUGGGCUGUGCUCAAUGCUUCUCCUCAGUGCUGUGGCUGCUGCUCAGAGUGAGGAGAGCGUGCGGGAGUGUGCAUUUAAUGACCAGCACAAGCAGGUGGAUGAACAGAGUGUUGCUGGUGACUGGCACAUCACCAGAGAAAAUAACACCAUCCUGUGCGGCAAGAGCAGCCGCUGCUACGGCCUGUGGGAGAAAACACAUGACGGAGAGAUCCGCCUCGUCAAACAAGGCUGUUGGACUUACAUUGGCGACCAGCAGGACUGCCAUGACGACCGUUGCGUGGUUACUACCACGCCGUCGCAGAUCCAGAACGGCACCUACAGAUUCUGCUGCUGCAGCACAAACAUGUGCAAUGUCAACUUUACAGAGAACUGGGUGCCGAGCCCCACCAGCACCACCACCCAAGAUCAACGGCCUCUACACAGAGAUGAGGCCAUCUUCAUUGCCUUGGCGUCUGUUUCCAUAGUAGCAGUCCUGAUCGUGGCGAUUUUCUUUGGCUAUCGCAUGAUGAUUGGUGAGUGUAAACCGGGUCUGCACAAUAUGGAUAUGAUAGAGGCAGCACCAUCAGAACCCUCUUUGGAUUUAGACAGUUUAAAGCUCUUAGAGCUGAUUGGACGAGGACGAUACGGUUCUGUCUAUAAAGGCUCGCUUGAUGAACGUCCUGUUGCAGUAAAAGUCUUUACAUACGCCAACCGCCAGAACUUCGUGAACGAACGAUCCAUCUAUCGAACCCCUCUCCUGGAGCAUGAAAACAUUGCUAGAUUCAUUGUCGGCGAUGAACGGCUCACGGCAGAUGGCCGGAUGGAGUACCUGCUGGUUAUGGAGUACUACCCUCACGGUUCUUUGUGUCGAUAUCUGAGUCUGAAUACAUUGGAUUGGGUGAGCUCCUGUCGUCUGGCGCAUUCGCUCACGAGAGGACUGGCAUACCUGCACACCGAGCUCCUGAGGGAAGAUUUAUAUAAACCUGCCGUGUCACACCGAGAUCUGAACAGUCGCAAUGUUCUGGUAAAGAACGAUGGUACAUGUGUGAUCAGUGAUUUUGGCCUGUCCAUGAAGCUGACUGGAAAUCGUCUCGUACGGCCUGGUGAAGAAGAGAACACUGCCAUCAGUGAGGUGGGCACUAUCCGCUACAUGGCCCCAGAAGUGCUGGAGGGAGCGGUGAACCUCCGGGACUGCGAGUCGGCUUUGAAACAGGUUGACAUGUACGCCAUCGGACUCAUCUACUGGGAGACCUUCAUGCGAUGCACUGACCUCUUUCCAGGUGAAACAGUGCCAGAAUACCAGAUGGCUUUCCAGACCGAGGCUGGGAAUCACCCGUCCUUUGAGGACAUGCAGGUGUUGGUGUCCAGAGAGAAACAGAGGCCGAAGUUCCCAGAGGCCUGGAAGGAGAACAGUCUGGCUGUGCGCUCUCUGAAGGAGACUAUGGAGGACUGUUGGGAUCAGGAUGCAGAGGCUCGUCUGACAGCGCAGUGUGCAGAAGAGCGUAUUGCAGAACUGCUGCUGAUCUGGGAGCGAAACAAACCCGUCAGUCCAACCAUCAAUCCCAUGAGCACUGCACUGCAGAAUGAGAGAAACCUCACCCACAGUCGCCGAGCUCCCAAAAUGGGCUCUUAUUCAGAUUACUCUUCAUCCUCAUACAUCGAGGAUCACGAGGGAAUGGUGAAAAACCCCCCAGGUGAUGUCUCCACAUCUGGCACCUCCUCUGUGGGGGGAUCGGGUGUGAGUGGAAUCAGCAGUGGCGUUCCGGUCCCAGGAGAGAAGAACAGAAACUCUAUAAACUACGAGAGGCAGCAGGCUCAGGCCCAAGCCCGGCUGCCCAGCCCAGAAACCAGCGGUGCGAGUCUGUCCACCACGACAGGCCUCACGCCAAGCACGAUCAUGACCACCAUCUCCGAAUCAGGCCACUCUGAGGACACAGGAGCUGGGGGAAGUGUACCAGUGUGCCUUCAGCUCACAGAGGAAGACCUGGAGACCACCAAACUGGACCCCAAGGAGGUGGACAAAAACCUGAAGGAAAGCUCAGAUGAGAACCUGAUGGAGCAUUCGCAGAAGCAGUUCAGUGCUCCUGAUCCGCUCAGUUCGGGCAGUUCCAGCCUUUUGUACCCAUUGAUCAAACUCGCCGCGGAAGUGACCGGAGGGUCUGGAGCAGGCAGUCAAGGGGAUUUCGGGGCGAUGGGCGAUGCUCCCGCAGCCAUGUUUCCUCUGCCCAAACAGCAGAACCUCCCUAAGCGUCCCACCAGCCUGCCUCUCAAUACCAAAAACCCCAGUAGGGAGUCCUCAUUGACACGGUUGAAGUUCGGGAAGCACAAGUCCAACCUGAAGCAGGUGGAGACGGGCGUAGCGAAGAUGAACACGGUCGUGGCCGCGGAGCCACACUUGGUCACCGUCACCAACAACGGGCCCAGCGUCCGUAGCGGCGUGGGGGUCGUCGUCGUUAACGGAUACGGAGGGGGCAGUGGCGUAGGCUCCUCUGAGGAAUUUGGGAAUACAAACCCAGCUGGGCCGCAGGGUGAUGGUGGAGCCUCUCUGCUUCAGAGUCAGCUGAGCGGUGAAGACAGUCGGCUCAACAUCAACAUUAACUCCAGCCCCGAUGAACACGAACCUCUGCUAAGGAGAGAGCAGCCUGCGGCACGAGACCAUUCCGGCCGCACCAAUUCAAAUAACAACAACAGCAACAUCCGUACAGCCGCCUCCGCCACGAUGGGUUGUGAUCAUGCGUUACCUCCUGGAGAGGGGCAGAUGGAGACUUUAGUCUGCCCUCCAGCAGCUCCAGACGGACGAGAUGGGGUUCCACGGAGACAGCCUAAACCCAGGAGACCCGAGCGGCCAAACUCACUGGAUCUGUCAACCAGCUCCCAGGAUUCUUCUGUUAUGGAUGAAGCCGGGUCACAAGAGGGGAAAGCUGGAUCGGCCGAGAAAAUUAAGAAGCGCGUCAAGACGCCUUAUUCUUUGAAAAGGUGGCGUCCUUCCACGUGGGUCAUCUCUAAUGAAACGAGGGAUGGAGAGGUAAACAACAAUGGGCAAAACCUGCAGACAGCUGGAGGAAAUCACGCCAGUUCCGGCCAAUCAAAAUCCAGCAUUGCCGUGUUCCUGGUCAGUGGAGGAACUGCGACCUCCACUCGAACCUCUGAUCCGCCUGAUAUGACUUGCCUGUGAAUGUGCAUCUGCAAUGGAGGAUGAACCCAGACUUUUGAAACCGAAGGGUUUAUCUAUGCUUUGUGCUCCAAGAACUGAGCGUGCUAAUGAUGGAAAGAAAUACGUAAAUUGUUUUUGCAAAGCAGACUCUUGAAGGGACGUAACUUUGGCAAGCACUUAACAUUGUGAUAUUGUCAAAUUUCUCCAAGUUGUUUUGAUGAAAUCGCUUUAAACUGAACCCAGCUAUGCAGCAACAUUGGCAUAAAAUGCUUCCAUUGUUUUUCUUGUUCCUUUUACAAUCGAGUAUGAUUGUUUUUACGGUUGCUUGAUAAUUUCUUUUUAUUCGUUGCACUUUUUGUAUGCAAUCUUAAUCACAGUUCAUCGACCAUCUUUAAAGGCUGGUCUCAAAACUGAAACGGAAACGACAAUGUGUUGAUUUUACAAUCAUAGUAGAUCGGACGAAUAAAAAAAAAUCAAGUCGUUUUUAAAAAUCCGAAAAAAGGCAGUGGUCAGGGUUGACUGCAUCUAAUACCUUGUAACCCACAGUACAUUCAUGUUUUGUAUUUGUUGUAUUCUGUGUAAUCUGUUUUUGUAUCAUAUUUUGAAAUGUGCAAUAGACUUUAGCUUUGAGGUGCUCCAUAAGACAAUUUUCAUUUCGCUUUGUAUUUUUGCAGCAUUUAUUUUUAUUUCUCCAGUUGGAUAUUUCAAACUAAAUGCUGCGCUUAGCGGCAGCAAUCCUGUGUGUCCGUUCGGCCACCCCGACUGCGUUUGAGAAACGUCGUCCAGAUGACAAUCCCAGACCUUGUGGACAAUCCCAUCAGUCUCGAAAAGUAUACAACUUGUACUGGAAAUGUAUAAUAAUCGACGACUUCUCGCAAGCUUCAAUGAGGGGACAGUAGGCUUUUUCUUUAACACUACGAGACACUCAACAAUCCGGACUGUUUGUUGGAAAUCACGUUCUCUGAUGACACUGAAUCCCUUCUCUGCACGCGCUCAGUGCAGUUACCUCUGAUAUAAGAAGAAAGUGUAUUUAAAUGUGUAUGUUUGUUUUCACAAAGUUAGCGUAUAAGGAUACUCCGACUUAAUGGAGCACCACGGAUCGCAGUUGUGGUGGGCAAGAAAAGUGAGAUUUGCCACUUCCCAUUGCUCUGUGUGUUUCAACUACCAAUAUUCAUUGGGAAAACCCAUACAUAAACCAUCAAGACAUUAUGGGGUGGUUUCCCUGACAGAGAUUAGCUAGGCCAGUGGUUCUCAAACUUUUUCAGCGUGCGGCCCCCCUGGUGUACAGUGCAUUCUUUUGCGGCCCCCCGAAAGAAAAAUUUAUGACAAAAACAGUUCUAAAAUGUAAUAUUUCAAUUAAUUAAAUAAGAUAUUAAAUUAUACCCAGUAGUGCCUUUGGUUAGUUGGCUUAUUAUUUUUUAGGUUUAAUUACACAGAAUUCAUGAUAAAUUAAUGUAUUUUAAAAAAUGUCAUAAAACUGGGGCCCCCCUGGCACCAUCUCGCGGCCCCCCUGGGUGCCCCAGGCCCCAGUUUGAAAACCACUGAGCUAGGCCUAAGUUUAAUUAGGAAAUAUAACUAGUUUUAACAAACAUGGCUUACUAAAAACAUAACUUUUGAGUGCAUUUUGAGGCAAAAUAAAGGGCACUGAUAAAUUUUUAGAUAUGUCAGUACAAGUUGUUUUCAGUUUGGAAAGCUCUUACAUUUAUUUUAGUCUAAGACUAGUCUUAAUCCCUGUCCGGGAAACCGCCUCUAUAUACUGUCACUACAGAUGAAAGCAUACAGCUUUUUCAGUUUGAUUUUAGCCUUUUCAAUAUAAGCUCAAAGUCAUGAUAGUACUUUAACACAUCAUGGUUUUACUUUAUGUUAUUAUUUCAUCAUUUUAUUCUUUGUAAAUCUUUAAUUUAUGUAGUGCCCAGGGCCAAUCUUCAAGCUGCUCAUGAAGUUUUAUUAUUCUUAUGAAAUCGAAUCAGUAAAAUGUUUAUAAUCAUCGGAAAAAGAAUGGCAAUUUCAUCAAAUACGUUUUCAAGGCAUAUGUUAUGUUGUUUAUGUGCCGCUUAACAUACAGUCUGCAUUGCAGUACACUGUAAAUGGUUUUGCAGUUGAUGUGUGCCAGCCAUAAGACGGGCCUCAUAUUUUACCCCACAAUUGCUGCCUUUAAGGCUGGUGGUAUGUGUGUUUGCAGUAUUGUGGAAAACUAUGGAGACGAGCCAUUGGAAUAAUUACAUAGUGAUGAAGAAAAUUCCCUCAUAACCGGAGAUAGCACACGUGUUUAAUUAGAUAAUGCUUACCCUGCAUAUGCCGUAUUGCAUUUCAAUAAUGAGUUUGGGGAUUAACCAUGAUUUGGAACAAGCCAGCAUUAUCUUUGGACUUUGUACACUCCACAUAGGGGAACUUUCCGAAGUCAUCUGUUUUUUCCUCCUCGUACUGACUUUUUGUCAGCAAAUACUGUAAGAGUACACAGUGUAGUUCAGUUCGGCACACUUUCACUCGAUGCUUUAGUCUGACUUUGUAUAUGUAUGUAUGUAAUAUAGGCUAACCUCUGUGGUGUAAAUGUACAGUAUCUGUCUAUGAUAGUGCAUAUGCAUGCACGUAUGCAGACUUCUCAUCUGUCGCUUUGGGACCAAGAACAAUGCUAAAUCACUGUGAUAUUUAUCUUAGGAUAAACACAGUAACGUCAGACUGUUCCCAACUAUAGGUCGACUUUCAGGCUGUUCACCUUUGGAGUUGAACGGAGUGAAAAAAUAACCCAAUGAAAAGUAAAUCUCUAAUGCAAAUUUAAAUUAAACGGAUAGAUUUAUGAGUCAGAAAGGAAGGAUAUAGACCAAAGUGUAAAAGCUGGACUGUACUGUCUACGUGGAGAACGAGACUUGAGUUAAGUGUAGUUUGCUCAAGAGGGCUGUAUAUCUGCUACAUACCGAAGUAUGUUUACACCAGAGACAUUGUCCAGUUUUACAGCACACUAUUGACUAUUAAAACCACUUAGACAUAGUACUAUCCAAAAAUAUGUGCGGAUAUAAACCCAACAUGCCUUGUAUGGUUUUUUUUUCUUGGUCUAUUUUAAACCCAGUUUUAACCUAAAUGCACAAAAAAAAAACUGUUAUUGGUUAACUACUCAAGUUUAAGCAUAGUAAAAAUAAAUACUGACAACACGUCCCAUUUAAACACAAAUUGUAAGUUGUAGUCUGGGGGUGUGUGAGAGAAUGAAUGAAUGAAAGACUGAAGGGUAUGUGUCCAUGAGCUGCUGUUUUCUUUAUACUCUUGAGUUCACAUUAAAGCUGAUGGUUCAACGCCUACGAAGAUGGUUGUUUAAAAAAAAGCCACUGACAUGUUUUUUAUUACAGCUUGUAAAGUAAGCCAUUUGAGAACAAGAACAAAUUAUAUCUCAUGCUUUUAGUCUAUUCAGAAAUGUUUUAAAUGCCAUUUAGAAAAUAAAGCUUGCUGUACAACCCUGCAUUACUCAGUUGAUUAAAGAUUAUAUUAAUGAAAACCUG